Molecule: messenger RNA, 928 nt
Organism: Cladocopium goreaui
Lineage: Eukaryota; Dinophyceae; Suessiales; Symbiodiniaceae
Source: the annotation of a GenBank genome assembly
GUUCAAAUGUGGCUAGACACCAUGAUCAUUGGGAUGGGUUUGUGCCCAUGGGCAAAGCCUGCCAACGAGGCCGGCGGCAUCCGCAUCGUCACCAGCUCUGCCUCCACUCCUCAGGAAGUGCUUGAGGAUUUGCAGAGAGAAGCAAAGAAACUUCAAGGAUGGCUGCCAGAACCGCAAGCUGGAUCUCCUGUGACGACCCUCUUGGUGUGUCCAAGUGUUGAAGAAUGGCGUGACUUUGAAAACUUUGAUGCAUUUCGUGAAGAAAUUCUUUUGAACGGGGAGGUGCUAACAGAGGAGUUCCAGUGCAAGAUCGUAUGCUUUCAUCCACGCCAACAAGCCUCCAAUAUCUAUGGACUGAAUGUUGGCGACGAGAUUCUUGUCGACGUGCCAGGGACAGGUGAAUUUGCUGGAACUGUACUCGAAAUCCUUGGAAUGGAAAUGAAGCCACCGCGUGAGAUCAAAACACAGUUUUUUGGGAAAGUCGACCAAGGAGAAGACGGUGAGAUGGUGAUUGAGCCAUUCCUUGACUCGGAUCACAUUGCCACCAUUUCUGAAGACAACGUCACACAGCUUCUUGGCCGCGAAGCCCUGGCGCCAGAGGAUGGAUGCCGCAGCAUCUUGGGCCGCGCACCGCGGGUUGUGCUACAUCUGCUGAGAUCCAAGGAUUUGGAGGCUGUUGAUGACAAGAAGGCAUUCCAAGCUUUGGAGCGGAAUGAAGAGGUGGUUGAGACUCUUGGCCUUGAAGGAUUCGACGACUUGGUGAAAAAAUGCGGCUGAUCGAAAGGCACGCACUUGGCAUGGCCUAGCUGCAAAAUUGCCUGCUGCAGCAAUCCACAGCGAGACUCCCUGAAAGCCAAUGAAUUGGUAACGUGCGGCGGCAAAGAGCACGCCUCUGAGCAGGAGUUCAAGAUAGCAGCGAGAGAAAAAA